UCUUGCCAUCUUGUCGAGUGGUUGAGUAAGGAGAGCGGCAGGCAGGAGUUAGCUACGCGUUAGCUUUCUGCCGCUGUGGUAAAGUGGUUAUCUGUCAGCUAGCUGCUAGGAGCAGCUGCCAAAAGUGAGUUGUCCACCCGACGAGAGGCAAAACUUCACUGACUUUGAGACGUUUUCUCCGCCUCCCGCUUGAUUAUAUACUCUUUUUUUCGGAAAGCCAAUGGAUUUGUUUACAUCAUGAUUUCUCACAUGCUGGUAUAGGAGAGGGGGGAGUAAGCUAACGACAGCUAACUUAGCUAGUCGGUGGUGAAUACAUAUAGUGGGCCCGCCUCAGACUAAAGUACCGGUGGCAGCUGCCGAACGAGAACUUUGACAACAUCGGCCUGUUUGCAACUCCGCUGUCGGGACACAAGGAAGGCCGAGCGGGUGUCGGAGAGGCCGUCAUAGGAGCAUCAGUCACCCGCGUGCUGGGACCGGACAUCACGGAGUUUUUUUGGGGGGAGCCUCGCUUCGGUUGUGACACUUUUCUCCAAACAAGAGAGGAGGAAGAGGGUACGGAAUGGAAAUGUCCUGUGAUUAUACGUGUCUGUGUCACAUCCCUCAGCUGUGAAUUCACCUCGCAGGACUUGUAUCAGUCCAAACACUUUGUUUGAUCUGGAAGAAGACGGACUUUAACGCAGGUGCUGGUCAAACAUGUCGAAAAUGCCGGCGAAGAAGAAAAGUUGUUUCCAGAUCACGAGUGUCACGCAGGCUCAGGUGGCGGCCAGCAGCAUCGCCGACGACACCGAGAGCCUCGACGACCCGGACGAGUCCCGGACGGAGGACGGCUCGUCGGAGAUAUUUGACGUCUCUCGGGCCGACCUCGGGGUGUGUGAGAUGAGUUCAUCCGAGGAAACGUUAAGCAACGUCGGGGAGCCUCAGGAGGGUCCGCCGCCCACCAGCGCCCCUGUGAACGGGGGACUCUCUUAUCAAAGCACAGGCACUGGUCGUGCCACCCCACAUCAUUUAGGAGGGCCCGUGCCAGCUACGACUCAACCCUUUGUCCCGAGCUCAGCCAUCCACCCGUCAGUCAUCAAUACAGCCCCUGCCGCCACUAUCCCCACCAGUGUAGCUCCCGUGAGCACCAGCUGUAGUUCCCGUUUCAGGGUCAUUAAACUUGACCAUGGCACUGGGGAGCCCUUCAGACGGGGCAGGUGGACAUGCACCGAGUUCUACGAGAGAGAUUCCGAUUCAAAUGUCAAUAGAACUGUGGAUAGCAUAAAGUCAAGUGUAAACCUUGAUCACAGUAUAGACCGGGACAGUGGGCUCGGGCCCACCAGUAACCCUGUGUUCACCAGCAGUGCUUUUUCUGCACAGACUUUGGGGAACACCGCGGACAGUGGCUACUCCGUGGUGCACCCCGCCCAUCCCCACUCUUCUGAGCCUCUGCAGCAAGGCUACAGCCUGGCUCCUCAGACAGGGAGCGUAGCAAGUGCCUUCCAGCCCACAGGGUAUAUGACUACAGCAUCACAGCAACCACAACAGGCCCAGGUCAAUAUGCAGCCUGUUGCUACCCAGACCUUCCUCUCCAACAGCCUCAAUGGUGUCCACCAUGGUGCCAUGCAUCAGAAGACUCCCGUUAUACCUCCUGCCACGCAGGCCCAGCAGUUUGCCUAUUCUACUCAUCCUACUGGCCUCUCUACUGGUCAGCUGGACUAUAGUCAGCAGCACUUUGUCUCAAGCACUCAGAACCUUCCCAUGUCUUCUCUCCCUGUGGGGCUUCCAACUAGCCAGGUACCAUCGCCUCUAAUCACCGCCGCUGGUCCAGGAGCCCAAGGGCUUGGCGGAGAGGCAGCCUCAGCCCAGGGUCUCCUGCUGCAAGUAGGAAAUACAUCAGCCAUGGCACCCAUCCUCCCAGGAAAUGGCCAACAGCAGCAUUUGAGCCAGACUCAGCCUUCAGGAGGGCUAGGCACAGCCCCUGCACUUUCCAACACAUCCCACAGCUGUGUGAACGCACCUGCCACAGUGCCCAGUACCACCAGCACCCCUCCAGGAGUGCAAAACCAGGCGCCCGGCACAGGAGGACUCAUCCUGCACCAAGGAGCCCACGGAGGAGCAUCAACAGGCCUUCCCUCUGUCUUCAGUUACCAGACCGAAGAUAGCAGGCAGAAGUCCGAUGCCCAUCUUCAGCCCAGUUCCAUUGUGGUGCCAGGGAAAGAUGGUGUACGGCCUUUCUUCGGCCAGGGCCUUAACCUGCCCACUCCUGGUGUCAACAGCCUGUUUGGCAUCCAUAUUACCAUGGAUGUGGAUGAGGACAGUGCAUCCGGUGCCAGCGUCGUCGCUAUCGAUAACAAGAUUGAGCAAGCCAUGGACUUGGUGAAGAGCCACCUCAUGUAUGCUGUUCGCGAGGAGGUGGAGGUGUUGAAGGAGCAGAUCAAGGAGCUGUACGAGAGGAACUCCGUGUUGGAGCGCGAAAACGCCGUGCUGAAGUCGCUGGCCAACACGGAUCAGCUCGGCCAGGUGUCCAGUCAGCUCAACCACGGCAGCAGCACGCCGCCGCCUCUGCAACAGCAGCAACACGCGGCUGUCACAAACGACAACAACAACGGCCCCUUGGCUCACCACGAGGGGAGUCAGAGCGUCCCCCAUCAGCCCAACAUCACCUCGGCGUGACCCCCGCUCCCCCAAAUACACAUGCUCAAACACACACUUCCCAUGGACAGGAGUGGGAGAUCCUGACUGCUGCCGUCCCCUUAGCUUCAUCAAGCAAAAGGCUCGACUCUGCGUUCAAUAUGCUCCAUUUGAGGAAAUCAACAACAGCGACAUCUUUGUUUGCCACCAAGAGCCAUGCUUCAAUGUGUGCUCGUCGCCAUCACCGGGCUUCACAUUAUUAAGACAUUUACCACCCAAUCGAAAAGUCUUAUUCUGUCCCAGUUGUUGGCUGCAAGAAAAGGAGGAAGGGCAGGGGAACCGGUGGACACAGUAAAACUGCAUGUUGUUCUUGUGCAGGAGGACAGGGGUCAAAGGGCUCAGGGAGCUCGAUUUGUUGGGGGCAACAAGUGGUGGAAGAGGGUGGGGUGACCCUGUGAGGGUGACAAGGGGUCCUGUGAAAUCCAGCAUGGUCUGUCCUCCCAGUAUCCCCAAACCCCACAUCGCUCCAGGGCUGGAAGAGGCCAGAGAGCCAAUGGAGAGGUUGGGGAGAGGAUUCGUCCCCCCCCCUGAGCGGAGCAGGAAGCCGACGGGUGCCUCGGCUUGAGCGGAGCGAGUCGAGAGCCUCGACUUGUUAUAUGCUGCAACAAAAGCUUGUGUUGUUUUCUCAGAGCCACCGUACUUUGACAUGAAUCAUAAUACUUUUUUUUUUCCUUUAGUUCAGUUUUAGUAUUUGCAUUUAUUUAUUUCAGGGCUGCUAUUUUCAUAAUGUAAAUGAACAAUGUCGUGGAUUUACUUAUUAACAGAAAAGAAAACCUUUCCUUUUUGGUCUUUUGGUAUUGUAGAAUCUGUCAGGUAUUAAAUUUGGUUGUCUCAUGGAACAACUAGAUCUCAAUAAAGUAGGCAAUAAGUUCCAUAAUAGAAAACGUUCUUCUCAUGAAAUAUUGCUAACACUAAAGCCGAGCUUACAUUAGGUGAAAUCCAGGUUGAAUGUAUAUUUUGUAAAGUAUUAAGAGAAAGGAGGGCUUGUACAGGAGGACACCUGUUGUUAAGAUGUGAUGGGAUGUUUCGAUAAAGAAAUCUAUUAAUUUACUUUUUUUCUAGACCUUCUUCGUCAAGACAAAAUACAGAAAUUAAUUAAGGGGUGUGGUCUGGGGGAUGAAAAGCUGUGAAAAUGGUUCAACCUACUUUAUAACCAAAGACGCAAAGCUGUGUAAGUCUUUCUUUCUUUUUUUUCAUUUUUAUUUGCACACAAAUCUUUUUUUUCCUACUCUCUCCUUCCCUAUAUUUUUUUUGUUGCUGUUUUGCAUGUUCUGCAUGAUCUAUAAUCAAACCACUUUCUUACCUCAUGUUUUUAUCCAGCACUUAUUUCGUGUCAGUCUGUGAAUGAUUGUGAAAAGGCUUUAUGAAAGAGAAAGGGAACAAUGGGCAGAGAGGGUGGAGUAAGUGGUUGAGGGUAAGAAUAAAAAAAGAAUGGCACGGUGUUUAUAUCUUUCACAAAACACAAGUCAGAAAAGGAGCCAUCUUUUUUUCCGUUUUCAUGUCAGUGCUGUGUUGACUUUCAUAUGCAGAGAAAAAGGUUUUGUUACAUUGCAGAUUUUAAUGUAUUUAAUGAAUGCAGCAUUUAGAUUUUGAUUGUAGUGUACCAACACUUUGCUUACAAAAAAAUAACAUCUGCAAAAAAAGACAAUGGAAACUAUUAAACAUUUCACACUUUAAAAGCUGGAACCCAGUCGAUUGUGUGUGAGCAUAUUAUGGGAUGUCCUGUUCGUGUCGCGUCUUUCGUGCCUCCUGUGCCGUCGUCUGCUGUCGUCAGGCGAUUCGGUUUCUUUCUCUGUGGCUUGGAACCAAACCAAAAUGCUUGGUAAUUGUACAAUCAGUCAUCUUUCUACAGGAUGGACUCUUUGAUUUUUCUUUUCUUUUCUUUUGCAAACAGGCUUACUUCUUCUUCUUUAGAGUAUUCUUUUCUGUUUUUCUUUCAUUUGAAGGAGAUGCCGUGUACAUGCCAAGUGUACUGUAUGAAAGUGAUCACUGAGCCUUGGAGAAAAUAUCUUAACAAUGCCCUUGUAAUGUGCUGUUCAGACAAUUUAGUUUUCAGUCAAAAAUAAAUUACUGUUUUAUUAAGAGAA
Messenger RNA from Anoplopoma fimbria (sablefish), 4757 nucleotides. RefSeq names its product TSC22 domain family 2 (gene tsc22d2). The transcript has 3 exons. NCBI's taxonomy places the organism in Eukaryota, Metazoa, Chordata, Actinopteri, Perciformes, Anoplopomatidae. The record is from RefSeq and is a predicted model, not a curated record. Gene Ontology annotation, biological process: regulation of transcription by RNA polymerase II. Bases 694 to 2652 code for a protein of 652 amino acids.